GAGAGAAGAAGAUACGUAUGUGACUGAUAUAAAGGCAGAAGAUAUAGAGGGAGAAGAAGAGACGUAUGUGAGGGGUGAUCAGCAGUGUAAGGAGGAGGAGAUCCCUACAGAUAUCAGCACAGGUGGACACACAAGCAGGAAUAUCUCAGAAGGACAUCUAAUGUUAUCCCCGGAUUGUGAAAUAAAAGAUUAUGACAGUAGACAGGAUUCUCCAGGAGAUAACCCCAUUACCUCAAUUAUACAUCCAGCUCUAUCAGCUGGUCCCUCUGAUCCUGGGAAAUGUUCUCCUGAUCACUCUGAUAUUGGUGCAUCUGUUACAGCUCUGACAGUAAAUACAGAGUUUCCCUGUUCUAUAGAUACCACAUGUUUUACACAGAACACAAAGCUUAUUACCCAUCAGGCAGCUAAGGCAGGUGAGAGGCCACUGAUAUGUUCUGACUGUGGGAAAUGUUUUACCUGCAAAUCACAACUUGUUUCACAUCAGUGCAGACACAAAGGUCAGAAGCCAUUUCCAUGUUCUGAGUGUGGGAAAUGUUUUACAGAGAAAUCACAUCUUGUUACACAUCAGAGACGUCACACAGGUGAGAACCUAUUACCAUGUUCUGAGUGUGGGAAAUGUUUUACACUGAAAUCACAUCUUGUUACACAUCAGCGAAAUCACACUGGUGAAAAGCCAUUUCCAUGUUCUGAGUGCGGGAAAUGUUUCACCCGGAAAUCCCAACUUGUUAAACAUCAGCGAAGUCACACAGGUGAGACUCCAUUUCCAUGUUCUGAGUGUGGGAAAUGUUUUACAUACAAAUCACUUCUUGUAAUACAUAAGAGAAUACAUACAGGUGAGAAACCAUAUUCCUGUUCUGAGUGUGGGAAAUGUUUUACAUACAAAUCAACUCUUGAUGCACAUAAGAGAAGUCACACAGGUACAUCACCAUUUCCAUGUUCUGAGUGUGGGAAAUAUUUUGCACAGAAAUCACAACUUGCUAGACAUCAAAGAAUUCACACAGGUGAGAGGCCAUUUCCAUGUUCUGACUGUGGAAAAUGUUUUGUACAGAAAUCAGUUCUUGUUGCACAUCAGAGAAGUCACACAGGUGAGAAACCAUUUCCAUGUCUUGAGUGUGGGAAAUGUUUUGCACACAAAUCAGAUCUUGUUAGUCAUAACAGAAGUCACACAGCUGAGAAGCCAUUUCCAUGUCAUAAGUGUGGGAAAUGUUUUACACACAAAUCAGAUCUGGUUAGUCAUAACAAAAGUCACACAGGUGAGAAGGCAUUUUCUUGCUCUGAGUGUGGGAAAUGUUUUGCCCGGAAAUCAGACCUUGUUAGACAUCAGCGAAGUCACACAGGUGAGAAGCCAUUUUCUUGCUCUGAGUGUGGGAAAUGUUUUGCCCAGAAAUCAGAACUUGUUAGACAUCAGCGAAGUCACACAGGUGAGAGGCCAUUUCCAUGUCCUGAGUGUGGGAAAUGUUUUGCACACAAAUCAGAUCUUGUUAGACAUCAGCAAAGUCACACAGGUGAGAAGCCAUAUUUUUGCUCUGAGUGUGGGAAAUGUUUUACACAGAAAUCAUAUCUUGUUAUACAUCACAGAAGUCACACAGGUGAGAAGCCAUUUCCAUGUUCUGAGUGUGGGAAAUGUUUUGCAGACAACUCAGCUCUCGUUAUACAUCACAGAAAUCACACAGGUGAGAAGCCAUUUCAAUGUUCUGAGUGUGAGAAAUGUUUUACACAGAAAUCACAACUUGUUACACACCAGAGAAGACACACAGGUGAGAAGCCAUUUUAAUCUUCUCGAGUAUACUUAUCAUUGCCAUGUGUUGUUCUUCAAGGUUCUUAUCAUCUCUCCUAUACUUUUUGCAAUGUACAUGUUACCACAGUGUGAAAUAAUCAGGUGUCAUGCCCUCAUCUACCACUGCUAUGCAGAUGACCUGUCUUUUGCUCUGGGUACUGAGAACCCAGUACCAAUCCUAAAUGUCUAGCUGAGCUCCAGGUGUGGGUGAUGCCAGUUCGCUGUGACUCAGUGCUGGUGAAACAGGUCCUUAUGAUAGAAGCUCACCAACAAAGGGCAGGGCUACAGCUCAGCUUUGCUACCAGCCAGACUUACGCUUGGGGGUUCAGAAUUACAAAAUGCUGGUCAUGUGCAGAAUAUUAGUGUCCUGGAUGGUGGAGUGACACCAUUAGACAUCCGGUAUCAGCCAGAAUCAGAUCCUCAUAUGUGGACCAUAGCCAGACUCCAGCACUUAAUUCCCUCAGAAGAUCUACCUGAUGUCGUACAUGCACUUGUAUCAUCUCAUAUAGACUACUGCAAUGUCAUCUACCUGGGUCUCCCAGCAGAAGAAUUGCACCAGUUGUAGCAUGUACAGAAUGCA
Molecule: messenger RNA, 2357 nt
Organism: Pseudophryne corroboree (corroboree frog)
Lineage: Eukaryota; Metazoa; Chordata; Amphibia; Anura; Myobatrachidae
Product: gastrula zinc finger protein XlCGF26.1-like
Exons: 2
Coding region: 161-1774 (537 amino acids)
Source: RefSeq, a predicted model, not a curated record